AUGUCGAAACCCGACGGAACCACUCCGCCAGUGCCCCCAUCCAUGACUGUUUCUGUCUCUGAAUCUUCAAGCGACUCUUCCGAUGUUAGACCAUAUACACCACAAAAGAAAAAUAAGUUAAGUGUUUCAAUUGUAGAGGACCUCACCGUGCAAGGGAAUGUCCUAACUAGAGAUGAGAUUGAGCGAAACCAAAGACAGUUAAAGAAUUCUGUGUCCAAUGUUAAAAUUCAAAAUUCCGAAAUAUUGAAGUUUAAAUGCCAAGUCCUCGUUUUAACUCAAGUGUUGGUAAAAACCUACAGAGCCCGCCCUUUGCACGACAGUCAUCUUAAAAACAAUGUAAGCGGCGAAGUUGUGGUGAAUGCACCUGAAUACGGGGACCCAUGUACUACAAUAGAAGACUGCUCAGAUCAUAGAUAUAAUUGUUUAGAAGAUGAAUUUAACACAUCAAGGUGCCUCUGCAACGUGUUUCACAAAUGGUUAAACGACUCCGUAGGUUGCAUACAAAUUGUUAACACUACUGAUAUAAUGAAUGAAACUGUCCAUUCAGAACAUGAUAGAGCAGACCAGGCAGUUAGUAUUACUCCAAACAUUUGGGAUUACUGUAUGAGUUCGGGAGUUGUUAUUUUGCCUAUACGUCUUGGUUUACGUUUUUGUCGUUAUUGUUCGUGUCCAAGUAGGAUUGUUCCUGCACAUAUGUCUUCAGUCUUGAGGCCAAAAACCAUCAAUAGAUAG
Messenger RNA from Brassicogethes aeneus, 732 nucleotides. Lineage: Eukaryota; Metazoa; Arthropoda; Insecta; Coleoptera; Nitidulidae. The record is from the annotation of a GenBank genome assembly.